Molecule: messenger RNA, 524 nt
Organism: Guillardia theta CCMP2712
Lineage: Eukaryota; Cryptophyceae; Pyrenomonadales; Geminigeraceae
Exons: 6
Coding region: 15-494 (159 amino acids)
Source: RefSeq, a predicted model, not a curated record
GAGGGGAAGGAGGAAUGGGGCUGCGAGACAACUUGCGACUGGCGUCGAUAGUAUGGAAGGAGUUCUGGGGUUAUGGGCAGAAGGAGUAUGAAGCUCUCAAGCUGAAGAAUGAACAGAUGAGACAGAGGCUGAAAGAAAUCCAAGAGAUGCACAAGAAUUUAGACAUCGAAAUCGAGCAGAGGCGUGCUCAGAUGCUUCAGAUGGCGGCUAGCUCUCUCAAGGAUCUUGAUGCAAAGAUGAACAAAGAUCAGCAGGAAAUUUCUCAAACAAUGUCCAAAGACCUGGACGACCUGAUGUCGAAAUUAGAGAAGCAUUCUGCAACGUCCGAGGCUGAGCUUCUUCAGCAGAUACAGAGUAUGGAAAUUGAGGUUCCGAGGAGAGGAGAGAAGAGAGACGCUGCUCCGAGUCCAAGUGGUUCAGGGUAUCAAGGUGUGAACAAGAAAACCAACUCCCCCAAACAGCCUAACAAAGGGAAGAAUGAACUGGCCUCUUGAACGGUGAACUCAAUACAUUCGUUAAGCGAG